AUGGCCACCGGUAGUCGCAUCAUCCCGCUUAAAAUUUCCAGCACCGAUGACUUGUCUCCUUCUCAGGCUGUCGAAACACUCCAAAAUACUCACGGUAUUACUUCUAUCGACGUAGUCAUCGCUAAUGCGGGCAUAUCACAAUACUAUGGCAAGGUCUCCGAGACCCCUCUUUCCGAAGUACGCAAUCAUUUCGAAGUCAACACCAUCGGAGUUCUAACUCUCUAUCAAGCCACACUUCCCCUCCUCUUGAAGUCUCCAAAUCCAAUUUUCGUAGCUUUGUCAACAGCUGUCGCAAGUAUCGGUGCUAUGGAGAACAUACCAAUUCCAGCUACUCCCUACGGAAUGAGUAAAGUGGCAUUAAAUUAUAUGGUUCGAAAGAUCCAUUUCGAGAAUGAGAAACUUACUGCCUUUGUCCUGACUCCAGGGUGGGUAGAAACGGAAAUGGGAAACGCAGGAGCGAUAGCCAUGGGUUUGGAGAGUGCGCCGGUAAAAAUCGAGGAGAGUAUUAAAGGGAUGCUGGAGAAGAUUGAUAAUGCAACAAGGGAAGGAACAUCGGGGACUCUGCAAUCGUUCGACGAAACAAAAUAUCCUUGGUAG
Messenger RNA from Botrytis fragariae, 597 nucleotides. Its product is annotated as putative aflatoxin biosynthesis ketoreductase nor-1 protein. The record is from RefSeq and is a predicted model, not a curated record. Gene Ontology annotation, molecular function: oxidoreductase activity. NCBI's taxonomy places the organism in Eukaryota, Fungi, Ascomycota, Leotiomycetes, Helotiales, Sclerotiniaceae. Bases 1 to 597 code for a protein of 198 amino acids. The transcript has a single exon.